Molecule: messenger RNA, 3135 nt
Organism: Toxoplasma gondii ME49
Lineage: Eukaryota; Apicomplexa; Conoidasida; Eucoccidiorida; Sarcocystidae
Product: SNARE associated Golgi protein
Exons: 7
Coding region: 1165-2430 (421 amino acids)
Source: RefSeq, a predicted model, not a curated record
UUUUUCUUCGCUUUCCCUUGUAUUGGAACUGUGCAAGAUGAAUAAGGGAGCAUUUCUCUUUGCCGGUAGACCCUUUGUUUUCCCGCUUUUCUCGGUCUGCCUUGCUGUCUGACAGCGUCCUUCUGUCCCCUAAACCUCUCUAUAGUCAACUCGAUAUCGAUUGUUGUUCCUCUUAUAGAGUGUUUCCCUUUGUAUCGUGAUUCCUACCUCCAGUUUAUUGGCUAUUAUGUGCUACACGGUGUUCUUUAAAUUUUUUGCUUCCGCACCAUUCCUGCAUGUUCCCGUUGUCACUUGCACUUGCCUUCUAGGUACAAGCCAUUAUCGGGCUCUCAAACCUUUAUUUUCCACCCCUCGUUUUCCCCCCCUUUUUGUCAGAACACCGUUUCCCGUUUUCUUUUCCUGUGACGGAUUUUAUGAAAGGAAGAGUGCACAACGGCGUUCCACCACGGAUUCUGCACUAAAACACGCCCGAUCCUGCUUCUUGUGUGUCGCACUCGCUGUCUCCGCGACCUUGGCGUUCACAUGCGUUUGCUGUGCACAUAAUACGAGGAUAAAAAACAGCUCGUUGUUGCAUCGAGUCUGCGAACGUACACACAAUCAAGCCGGAAUUACCCGACCGAAUCGAGGCUGUGGCCCUUCACUUCCCAUGUUUUAAGCCACCACGUUUCAUUCGCCCGACAGUUCUGUCAACCCGGUUGAACGUGAACCCCGGGGUACUCCUGCUCCAAUGCGAAGGUUUUAACCGUCGUCUUGUUUCCACAAUGCUCAAAUGUGUGACUGGUUGGCCACUUUUCCAUCGUGAAGGCACUUUGACGUUAUUUCUGGGUGUGGCUCUUUUUUUUCGAAGUGAAGAGCGUGCCGUCGCUGCAAGUGCCUCGGGAUCCGGAUCCUCCUUUUCGUCCGUUCAGCCUAUCCGUCUCUUUGCGUCCUCUCAUGUGGUUGCUGUUUGCUGCUCUUCACUGUAUAUCGGAGUCUACAGUUCGUGGUGUCGUCAGGGCUUGGUCUGCCGCGGGUUGCACAUUUUCUCUGGGAGUCCCACCAGCGCUCGGUUUCGUGACUUCCGGAUUCCUCCAGUUUAAAAAAAUUCCUAUGGGCGCAUCUGCCUCCUAGCGUAGCCGCGGCGAACGGGUUUUGUCUUCGCUUCUUGUUCUUUGAGUGUUCGGGAUGGCGAGCUCGGCCGGUCUUCGGACCGCCCACAGAAAGUCAGCGGCGUCUUACGGCUCCUUUCCUUUGCCAGAAGAUGGCGUUCCCGCCUCUCCGUCGUAUUCGCGUUCUUCCUCGCCUCAUGCAUCGCGAGGCAGGAGGCUAACCGAGCCCGAAGGAGAAGACAAACGCCGACGAAGGGCCGAUCCAUCUGCAACGCGGUAUCGAGAUGCGCGCUCGAAAUCCCGAACAUCGUCUGACAGCGAGGCGCCUAGAGAAGAAAGAACACCGAAGGCUGCUCGAAGGCGAGAUUUGGUCGUGAAGUUCCUCAUUAUGGCGGGUCUCUUCGUGGUCUCAGCUUCUGCCGUCGUCACAUUCUACUUUCAGUUACCAGGUUUGUCUGAAAGCUCCCGCGAAGAACUUCUUGGCUUCCUGCCAUCCUCCCUGAGUGAAGGCAGCAAGUUGCGACGCAUUGAGAACGUCCGCGGCAUCUUCCACGUCUUCGCCCAAUACAAAGAGGAACACCCUGCGGCCACGCUGCUUUUCCUUUCUUCGUGCUACCUCCUAUACCAGGCCUUCCCACUCUUCAUGAUCACCUUCACUGGGACUUCCACCUUGGUGACGAUCCUUCUCGGAGCCAUGUUUUCCCCUCUGGUCGCUUUCUCCACGGCGAACGUGUUGGCUGCAAUCGGCCCCUCUCUUGCGUUCUUUAUGUUCCGCUGGGUCGGCAAACCCAUUGUGCUUUUUCUUUUCCCCGAGAAGCUCCGGAAACUGCAAAUGGUUUUGCAUCCCGGUGCCCACUCGCGGAUCCACUCAGGCAACUUAAGAGAGGCAAUUACGGGCCUCGAAAAGGCCACUGGAGGACGGCCCCGGAGUUUCGACGUGGAUCUCUUCCUGACGGUACUAUUCUUGCGCGUGUCUCCGGUCUUCCCAAAUCUUUUCAUUAACGCAGCAGCACCGCUGCUCGAGGUUCCCUUUGACGUCUUCUUCGCAGCAACCCUGUUCGGUCUUAUGCCGAAUACCAUCCUCUUUGUGUCGAUGGGGAGCGCCCUGACUUCACUCGAUUCUCUGAACAGCAGCUGGAAGUUGUGGCUUCUGCUGUGUGCAAUGGCCGGAGCCGUAAUAUUACUGAAGGUGAUGAGGACCCGCCUGAGACCCAAAGACGCAAAGACCGUAAAGGAAGCAGAGCUGAACACCCCAAAACAACAACCUGCAGAAGUUUUUUCACCUGCUGAAACACCUGCCACGACAACGAAGACCCGCCACUCUCGCCGAAAGUAUAUUUGAAAAAACGCUUUCUCAUGUUGGGAGCAAUCUUCAGGCUAUCUCCAACUAGUAUGUGCAUGCGGGAGGGGGAGCCGAAAGAAACAGGACGCUGUCGAGGAAAAUCCAACUGCUCCUUGUAUCAGACUCCCUACGGUACAUGUAUCCUGUUGUCGACUACCAAGACAUGCUAUCUUGUGUGUACAGACGAGGAGUGUUUGAGUUACUUGCAUGUAACUGGCCUACUCUAUCGGGGGGGUUUGUUAGUUUUUGUCCAAUACCGUCGUCCCUAGCUCUGUUCUUUAUCAGCUACGUUUCACUGGCAGAUGUGACGCAGCUAAGCCGAUGGCUCUGGCCAGAGCGAAGCCUUCCUUCAUAUAUGAGUAUAACUCGACAAAACAAAAUUAAUAGUCGUCGAGAAACACACACUCUGAGUGUUUCGUUUUAAUCAAUGGAAGGUCUGGUGAAGUGGUGGUGAUCAGAUGGUAAUGCCUCAGACACAUGCAUACAUCUUUGCUGCUGUGUACCUCGUCCGAAGAGUGGAAGGCAGGUGAACUGCAUUUUGCCUUUUGUUUCUUCGUUACUGGGAGCCAACUAAUAUUUCCAAAAAAACUUUUCACAAUUGCUAGAAGCUACUCCCUACCUGCGCUACCCGUAGUUUUGUCAACACUGACGCUAAACCGGCUACCCGACAUUUCUUCGUGUGUAAAAAGACUAACAGUCUCAGCC